AUUCAGGGCAACAACAGCUUGAGCGGCAGAUCCGGGGCCUGGGCGGUACUCGAGCACCACCAAAUCUACCCCGGUUACAUGCAAUGUGUGCGCGCAUUUCCCCUAAUACACCAUUACAGAACUCUAACAAUACCGUUCGAGUGCCGUUUUGAUGUCAACCCUGUCAACUCUACCUGGCACGUGAGACAGAGGCAGAACGAGACAGUAUAUGCUGGUCCCUUCCCCCACAGGAACCCGAAGACUCUAUCUCCAACCCCUACCUAAACGACUAAACGACUACCAAUCGCCCUUAUAAUUGGUGAUUGUGACUGGUAGACCGUGCCGGACAUGGAUCAGAGCGCUAGACUCAGCAUAAACGCUCUCGAUGCGGCGCAGAGGAGCCACCUAGAGCGGCCCUUCAAGUGCCUCGAGUGCCACUAUGCAUUCCGACGCGUCGAGCAUCUCACUCGCCACGCGCGUAGUCACAAGACUGAGCGAUACCUGCAAUGCAGCUACUGUCGCAAGGGCUUCUACAGACUCGACGCCCUGAAGCGCCAUGAGAAGGUUCACUCCGAGCCCAAGCGUAGCGCGCUUGGAAGGGGGGCUCGAGCAUGCCUUUCCUGCGCCGCGUCACGGACAAAGUGCAGCGGCCAGACCCCGUGCUCAACCUGCGAGAGGCGCUCCCUCGAGUGCCAGUAUCCCGCGGCGGGCAAGAGCCGGCCGGAGAAUCUGACCUCAACUCCUGAGGAAGCGUCGAAUGGCUCGAGCGCCGAGCAUAUGGUAGCGAGUCCCCAUGGAUCGAUCAUGUCCUGGUCCAAUGCCUCUCAGUCGCCGGUUGCCUCCAAGGGCCUUGACAUUGGUUACCGCCCAGUCGUUGGUGACCAAGCUGGUGUAGGUGAGCAUACUUUGAACCCUAAGAGUGGUGCUGAAAUCAGGUACAACGGCCACUCUGCGCAGAAUGGCCACUUAUUUGAUAAUCCAAUAUCUCCAUUGCGAGCCCAACUCCAUGUUGCAGAGUCUCAGUCGCCAAUGAACAUCUCAUCUCUAAUUUCUGAAAAUCAGACAAUUUUCAGCUCUAAUAACCCCCCACUGCCUAGCAGUCCUAGCUUUCAAAAUACGGCAGUCUCCCAGCCUCCAAAUACACAGAAUGAUUACCACGGACCUACCCAAGCCACGGAGCCGUGGUAUCAAAAUGGUUUCUCGUCCAUAAACUGGCUGUCAGAUGCUUGGACACCAGACUUCCCUAUGGAGGACAGAGACGCGGGCAUCGAACCAUUUGAUCAGAGGCCUUCUCAUCUUCUCGGGAAUGCACCUGGAAUUGGCGCUGUGAGUUGUGCUAUGACAUAUGAGAACGCAGCAUUACACAUGUCAUCACCCCAAGAACGGAGUUCCCCUCACAGUUACCCAUCUCCGAUAGGGAAUCAAGGCGCCGAAAGGUCACAAAGCACACCGUCUGCUGGCCACUUCUAUAUUGAUGGAGACGGUGCGCGGCUACCUCGAGUCCGUAAGGCACCAUAUAGGACCGAGUCAUUUACACCUACACACCACCAUGAGAAUGCAAUGCAUGGUGACGGAUUCAUCUUCCCAGAGGUUAGCGAACGUCUCGAGAACUCCACCCCCAACAUCAAAGAGCUCCCGCACACAACAUAUAAUGAGAUUCUUCGAGUAUUCAAACAGACGUGUAUUAUAAGUACACAUUACUCACCGUUUGCAAGAGAAACGUUUCCCCCUAUUAGAAUUUUCAGCCAACUGGUUUUCCUUUAUUUGGAUAAUUUCCAACCAAUUCUCCCUUUUUUACACCAUCCCACGCUCGAUUUAUCGACAAUGCACUGGCUGCUAGUAUUGUCUUUGGCCUCAAUCGGAAGCCAUUACAUGGAAUCCGAAGACAAUGGUAUUUUCAUCGUUGCCAUGCAUGAAUUUACACGUCGUGCAAUCCAGACUGUUAUUGAAGCCGACGAUGGUGCAAGACCUGACGGGCUAGUUUUAAUACAAGCUAAGCUACUUAACAUUAUUGGGAUCUCGUAUGGUGGUGACACACGUCUGAAGAGAUUUGUUAGUGCAUACCAAAGCGAUUUUAAUUAUUUCUGCUGCAGCGAAUGGGCUUCAUCAACGUCGCCAACCGGCUCUGAUCUGUCUGGAAAUUUAGCCACGGCAAGCAAUGGCUGGAAAAUUUGGUACAAGGAAGAAAGUCGUCGCCGGACUGGAUACUGCGUAUGGAUGUUAGACUGCAUGUCGAGCUUUCACUUUAGAGCACGCUCAGUCCUGACCUUGGAAGAUGCCAGAGUUCCCCUACCGUGUCAGGAAGUCCUUUGGGAGGCCGAGUCCGCACUUGACUGGCAGCAGCUCUACGGAGCCUCUACACCAAACCCCUCACUACAUGCCGCCAUCCAACUCGCAUACGUGGAGAAGCAUCUCCAAUCGUCUAUGGGCGAAUUCAGCCGUAUCCUCUGCAUUCAUGCCCUCUUCCGGCGAACCCAUGAAGUAGCAGCCUUCUUCCAGCAGCCCCUCACUCUCUGGAGCCCGAAAGCAGAAAAGCAGAGUAUAAGCAUUAUAGAAAAGUCUAUGCCUGUCUGGCUCCCUGGUAUUUCGACAUAUGCCAAAUGGCGCAACUCGGCCUGCGACGUCCUCGACAUCCUACACUGGCAUGCUAACAGCGUCAUUGGUGUCGCUUCUGGGAUGGAACACCCCACGGUCCUACAUCUCCACCUCGCCCGCGUCGUCCUCCUCACGCCAUUGAGUCACAUUGUGGGUCUGGCUAGCUUCCGCGCCGGAGAAGCUAUACCAGCAUCCGAUGCUGAGUUGGCUAGCAUGCAGGACUACGUCCGCCGCUGGGCGCAGGAGGACCAGUAUAAAGCGCGCCUGGCCAUGAUCCAUGCAGGGGUGCUAUUUUGGCAUGUACGCCGCUACUCAGCCGACGCGUUCUACGAGCCGGCCGGGGUGUUCCUCGCUACUCUCGCGAUGUGGGCGUAUGGGACAUUUGCGACUUAUACACCAGCGUUGAAAGACGGGGAGUCGCCCGAGGACGAGGACGACGUGGACGCAUUGUUUCCAACGUUAAUGCGGUUGGAUCGGCCGGCAGAUGAUGAGUUGGUUCAGCUGUUUGUGAAGAAGGGUGGGGGAAUGCGUGCAGUUGUUACGGGGGUGGGGAAUCUGUGUGGCGCGCGGGGACCAAUGCGCGUACUAAUCGAGGGGCAAUGGUGCCAGCAAGGUGCUUCCAGUUAG
Molecule: messenger RNA, 3201 nt
Organism: Pseudogymnoascus verrucosus
Lineage: Eukaryota; Fungi; Ascomycota; Leotiomycetes; Thelebolales; Thelebolaceae
Exons: 7
Coding region: 328-3201 (957 amino acids)
Biological process (GO): regulation of DNA-templated transcription; DNA-templated transcription
Molecular function (GO): DNA-binding transcription factor activity, RNA polymerase II-specific; zinc ion binding; DNA binding
Source: RefSeq, a predicted model, not a curated record